AUGAGCUUCUGCUCCCCUUUGAUCAAGGAGAUCGAUGGCAUGAACAUAGGCCCGAGCACGCACCCGACAGGGGAUGCCUUCGUGGCGCACGGUGCAGUUGAGGCGGAUGCUUCGACCGUACAGUCGAGGCACGAUGGACGCAGGCUGGAGCAGGCCAUGAAUUCGUCGGCCACACAGACCGACGCCUGCUUGCCCACAACGUCCAAGAGCAUGUCAAGCAAAGAGCGAGUGAGCACUUUGCCCCUCGAUCGGAAAGCCAAAAAGGAGCUGCCACAACCCACACACCAGCUGUUCCGAGUAACUCCCGUAUUUAAAAUCUCUCUCCUCUCUCUCUCUUUCUCUCUCUCUUUCUCUCUCUCUCUCUCCCAAAUCUCUCUCUCUCUCUCCCAAAUCUCUCUCUCUCUCUCCCAAAUCUCUCUCUCUCUCUCUCAAAUCUCUCCCAAUCUCUCAAAUCUCUCCCAAUCUCUCUCUCUCAAAUCUCCCUCAAAUCUCUCGUCUCUCUCUCUCUCUCAUCUCUUUUUGUCUUCUCCCUCUAAAAUUAAAAAUUACAUCCGGAUGCGCAUAACAUCAUGUUGGAACUCUCUGGUUGUGUGUGGCGAGAUGACGACAUUUUUUUUUUCUCUCUCGUCUGCCACUGACUCACACACGCUCACACGGCAGGACGGACGAACGGACGCAGCGACUGGCUGGACUCCAGAACUACAAAACUGUGCUCACUAUGACGCCAAGGGCAAGAAUUUGGACAUGCGCGAGCUCUUUGCCGCCGACUCGAAGCGCUUUGAUGACUUUAGCCUGAAGCUGGACUUGGCCGAUGGCCCCUUCCUGGUUGACUACAGCAAAAACCGUGUGGAUGCCGAGACCAUGAAGCUGCUUUACGAUGUGGCUAGGGAACGCCAGGUUGAAGCUGGCCGCGACCAAAUGUUCAAGGGUGAGAAGAUCAAUUUCACCGAGGAUCGUGCCGUCCUGCACGUGGCCCUUCGUAACCGCAGCAAUGACCCCAUCAAGGUCGACGGGCAGGACGUCAUGGGCGACGUCAAUGCGUGCAUAUAUCCCAAUGGCAAUGGUUCCAUUGCGUUGAUUCAAGUGGCGCACGUUCUCGACCACAUGCGCGAGUUCGUGGGCGCUGUGCGCUCGGGCAGCUGGAAGGGCUACACUGGCCAGGCUAUCACGGACGUUGUCAACAUUGGCAUUGGUGGCUCUGAUCUUGGUCCUCUCAUGGUGACCGAGGCCCUCAAACCCUAUGGCGGCCCCAUCAACGUUCAUUUCGUUUCAAACAUUGACGGCACCCAUAUGGCUGAGACUCUGAAGCGCAUCAACCCGGAGACGUCGCUCUUUGUCAUCGCAUCCAAGACAUUCACCACUCAGGAAACCAUCACCAAUGCCACAACGGCCAAGGAAUGGUUUUUGGCCAAGGCUCAGGACCAGGCACACAUUGCCAAGCAUUUUGUGGCUCUCUCCACGAACAAGGAAAAGGUCUCCGCCUUUGGCAUCGACACCGCCAACAUGUUCGAGUUCUGGGAUUGGGUUGGCGGCCGCUAUUCGCUGUGGUCGGCCAUUGGCAUGAGCAUUGCCUUGUACAUUGGCUUUGAGAACUUUGAGGCACUGCUGGCAGGUGCUCAUGAUAUGGACAACCACUUCUGCACCGCGCCAUUGGAGAAGAACGUGCCCGUUACCCUGGCUCUUCUCGGCAUUUGGUACAACAACUUUUUUGGGGCACAAACCCAUGCUCUGCUGCCCUACGACCAAUACAUGCACCGAUUUGCAGCAUACUUUCAGCAAGGAGAUAUGGAAUCCAACGGCAAAUACGUGACGCGGGAUGGCUCGGAAGUCACCACCAGCACUGGGCCCAUCGUGUGGGGCGAACCCGGCACCAAUGGCCAACAUGCCUUUUACCAGCUCAUCCACCAAGGCACCAAGCUUGUGCCUUGCGACUUCAUCGCCCCUGUGGACACGCAAAACCCCAUCUCGAGUGGCAAGCAUCACACGAUCUUGGUCAGCAACUUCCUGGCUCAAACUGAGGCUCUUCUCAAGGGCAAGUCCUCGGCAGAAGCAGAGCAGGAGCUUCAGUCCUCGGGCAUGCCUGCGGCCAAGAUUCCCAAGAUUUUGCCACACAAGGUCUUUAAGGGCAACCGCCCCAGCACCAGCAUUUUGUUCCAGAAGCUAACACCUCGUACCUUGGGCUCUCUUAUUGCGAUGUACGAGCACAAGAUCUUUGUUCAAGGCUGGAUCUGGAAUAUCAACUCGUACGACCAAUGGGGCGUGGAACUGGGCAAGCAACUUGCCAAGGUGAUUCAGCCCGAAUUGGAAGGUGAUGCGGAGGUGACCUCGCACGAUAGCUCAACCAACGGGCUGAUCAACUUUUUCAAGAGCCACCGCACUUACCACAAGCAGUAAAUGCGCCCUUUGAGCUUUCAAAGCUCAGCAUCAGCUCGGCGCAAACCGCAUGCUAGGAUCAAGUCCGUUCUCCAACGCCGUGAUGCCUGACACUGGAGCUGUCCUGCGUGAAAAAAAGAAAAGUAUUGAUUUUGAUUGGAUGUACAGUCAUCGAGUGGGGAGGCGGGCCGUUGCUGCCCUUUUUCGGUGCUUGUCAUGACAUCUUGAGAAAAGGUUGAAAUUGUUUCACGAAAUCGAUUCUAUCUGUGUG
Messenger RNA from Monosiga brevicollis MX1, 2644 nucleotides. RefSeq lists its product as uncharacterized. The record is from RefSeq and is a predicted model, not a curated record. The transcript is spliced from 19 exons. NCBI's taxonomy places the organism in Eukaryota, Choanoflagellata, Craspedida, Salpingoecidae. Gene Ontology annotation, biological process: gluconeogenesis; glycolytic process; glucose 6-phosphate metabolic process. Gene Ontology annotation, molecular function: monosaccharide binding; glucose-6-phosphate isomerase activity; carbohydrate derivative binding. Gene Ontology annotation, cellular component: cytosol. Bases 1 to 2394 code for a protein of 797 amino acids.